AUGCGAGGGAGGAGAAUCAAAGCGAAACACGAGGACGGCAGGGAGAGUCACUGGGAAGAGACUCCUCGAGCGUCGAACUGGUAUCGUCGGGGACGACGGUAUGUGUCUGGGAGAGGACGGAGGACAGGAAAAGAAUACAACAACCUGGGGCGAAGGGGGGGCGGAAACAGCAGCGGGGGGCAUGUGAUGACCAACGCCGCGAUCGGGACAGGGCGGUGGGCAAGGAGGCCUAACGGCAGUAAAAGGGUACAGAACCAACAGAAGGGCCGAGCGGAGGCACAAAAGAAAAGAGCAAAGGAAGCAGGCAGGACGAAACCGGUAUAA
Messenger RNA from Knipowitschia caucasica, 324 nucleotides. The record is from the annotation of a GenBank genome assembly. NCBI's taxonomy places the organism in Eukaryota, Metazoa, Chordata, Actinopteri, Gobiiformes, Gobiidae.